Molecule: messenger RNA, 2808 nt
Organism: Anneissia japonica
Lineage: Eukaryota; Metazoa; Echinodermata; Crinoidea; Comatulida; Comatulidae
Exons: 16
Coding region: 55-2718 (887 amino acids)
Biological process (GO): protein N-linked glycosylation; oligosaccharide metabolic process
Cellular component (GO): endoplasmic reticulum membrane
Molecular function (GO): Glc3Man9GlcNAc2 oligosaccharide glucosidase activity
Source: RefSeq, a predicted model, not a curated record
ACUGACUACCAGGUAAGCCAAGGCUGUUUCCUGAAUCAAGUUCUCCCUGUAAAGAUGUCAGGAUGCCGCGAGAAACAGAGGCUGGCAGAGUCAGAAAAACGAAUUAAAAAUUGGAAAAGAUGGGGUCCGUAUCUAUCCGAACGACAAUGGGGGACAGUGCGAGAAGACUAUUCUGCCGAUGGCCAGUGUUGGGAUUAUUUCCCGCAUGACGAUGCCCGUUCCAGAGUUUACAGAUGGGGUGAAGAUGGACUGAUGGGUAUCACUGACAGAGAAUGCCGCCUUUGCUUUUGUGUCGCCCUCUGGAAUGGGAAGGACUCGAUUCUGAAAGAACGUCUCUUUGGCCUGACUGGCCCACAGGGUAACCACGGUGAGGAUUGCAAGGAGUGUUACUAUUAUCUUGAUUCAACCCCAUCUCACUCCUAUAUGAAGAUACUUUAUAAGUACCCGCAGGAGGCCUACCCUUACUCACGGUUGGUGAAUGAGAACGCCAGCCGUGGUAUCAGCAAACCAGAGCUUGAAUUAGAAGAUACAGGUGUGUUUGAUGAGAAAAGGUACUGGGAUGUUUUCACGGAGUACGCCAAGAACGGACCAAACGAUAUAUUAUGUCGUAUCACAGUGGCCAAUCGUGGGCCUGAUACGGCCACCAUCCACGUACUCCCUCAGCUUUGGUAUCGCAACACAUGGAUCUGGGGUUGCUCUCACGAAGGAUGCACAAUGAAACCAAAGAUGUCGAUGCAAAAAGACGGAAAGGUUCUCUGUUCUCAUGAGAGCCUUGACAAAUUCUACUAUGUGUGUGAUGUGGGACCUGAUGGCAAGAAUGUAGAUAUUCAUUUCACUGAAAAUGAGACAAACAUGGAAAAGCUCUACGACGUUGAGCACUACACAAAGUUCUUCCGUGAUGCAUUUCACAGAUACAUCAUUGAAGGUGAAGUUGGGGCAGUUGAUGCAAGACAAAGGGGGACAAAAUGUGCCCCUAUAUAUGUAUUAGAGGUACCAGGAGGUGAAGAACGUACAGUCAAAGUGCGACUGUUCAGCAAAGAUGAGGAUCCAGGCGAGUCUUAUUUUGGUGAUGUAUUUGAUCAAGUUUUUGCUGAUAGGAUCAAAGAAGCAGAUGCAUUCUAUGCAACAGUGAUUCCAUCAUGUGAUCCAGAAAAAACCAGGGUUGCUCGGCAGGCUUAUGCUAGUCUACUGUGGAGUAAACAGUUCUACCACUACAUUGUGAAAGAUUGGUUGCAAGGAGAUAAGGACCAACCGCCACCUCCGGAAAGUCGUCACUAUGGCAGAAAUAUCGAAUGGAAACAUCUUUUCAACCGAGAUAUUGUGUCUAUGCCAGAUAAAUGGGAAUAUCCGUGGUAUGCCUCGUGGGAUUUGGCUUUCCACAUGAUUCCGUUUGCACGAGUUGAUCCGGAUUUUGCAAAGCAACAGCUACUCAUGUUCCUGCGAGAGUGGUAUAUGGCACCAAACGGUCAGAUGCCUGCAUAUGAAUUUGCCUUUGGUGAUGUCAAUCCACCUGUGCAUGCGUGGGCUGUAUUCCGUGUAUUCAAGAUGACGGGAGAACGAGGGGAACGCGACAGGGUAUUCUUAGCCAGAUGUUUCCAGAAAUUACUGCUCAAUUUUACAUGGUGGGUGAACAGAAAAGAUCCAGAUGGAAAGAACAUCUUUUCCGGUGGUUUCCUUGGUCUGGAUAAUAUUGGCGUGUUCGAUCGUUCACGACCUUUGCCCACAGGAGGAAGUCUGGAACAGGCGGAUGGCACUGCCUGGGUGGCUUUCUUCUGCGUGGUCAUGCUUGACAUCUCGCUGGAGCUUGCACGGACUGACCCAAGCUACGAGGACAUGGCCAGCAAAUUCUUUGAACACUUUGUCUCAAUUGUUGAUGCUAUGAAUCAGAUGGCUGGAGGUGGAGGUCUUUGGGACGAUGAGGAUGGGUUCUACUAUGAUGUCCUACGCACUGAUAAUUGUACAGCGCCAAUGCGUAUCAGGUCGAUGGUCGGCUUGGUGCCGCUGUUUGCAUCCCUGACGCUAGAAGAGUCGGUCACAGACAAGAUGCCAGGAUUUAAGAAACGACUGGAAUGGUUUAUGAAAUACAGAACAGACUUGUCUUCUCAGAUUUCUUACAUGACUGCAGAUGGCGAAGUUUCAGGAAGACACCUUCUGGGAAUACCAAACAAAAAGAAGUUGAAGAAGGUGUUGGCGUACCUACUUGAUGAAGAUGAGUUUUUGUCUCAGUAUGGUAUCAGAUCUCUCUCUAAGGCUCAUGCUGAUAAGCCAUUCUCAGUGCACGUUGGUAAUGAGGAGUACAGAGUUGACUAUGUACCAGGGGAGUCGAGUACCUACCUCUUUGGGGGAAACAGCAACUGGCGAGGGCCAAUUUGGCUUUGCGUAAACUAUCUGAUAAUCGAGGCUUUGGAACGGUACGACUACUUUUAUGGAGAAGCAUUUAAAGUAGAAUGCCCGACCGGCUCCGGAAAACUCAUGUGUCUGAAAGAGUGUGCAAAGGAAAUUUCCAGACGACUCAGUUCAUUGUUUCUCCCGGAUGAGAAUGGGCGAAGACCGUGCCACGGGCAGAAUGACAUGUACAAAGAUGAUCCAAAUUGGAAGGACCUUAUUUUGUUCUAUGAAUACUUUCAUGGGGAUAAUGGAAGAGGUUGUGGAGCAAGUCACCAGACGGGUUGGACUGCUGUUGUAGUGAACUGCCUGGAAAGAGUUUGUAAGAGUUAGGUUGACAACACUGGCAAGAAAUCAGAACAAGGUUGAUAGCAAUACUGUCGAAUAGCAGUCUUUGGCUAAGGCUUUGACAAUCAUAAUGAU